Messenger RNA from Closterium sp. Yama58-4, 936 nucleotides. NCBI's taxonomy places the organism in Eukaryota, Viridiplantae, Streptophyta, Zygnematophyceae, Desmidiales, Closteriaceae. The record is from the annotation of a GenBank genome assembly.
AUGGCUGCCAGGGCUCCAAGCGCAGCCAUUGCCCUUCUCCGCUCAUCAACCAUUCCGCAUUUUCUCUCCGCGCGAUCUUCUCUUGCAGCAGCCCAGCGCUCUCAUCCUCUCGGGGUGUUUAAUCCCCUGCGUCGUCCCUCUUCUCAUGCGUAUCCACUCCCAUCGCACAACCUCUUUCUUUUCCGUGCUAGUGCUGUUUUGCGCGCGAUGGGGAGCGUAGCGACGGAGAAUGGAGCGGCGGGUGCGGCGGAGGAGCAGAUGGAUGCGGUGCAGCAGCGACUCAUGUUUGACGACGAGUGCAUUCUCGUAGAUGAAAACGACAAAGUGGUGGGUCACGCGAAUAAGUACACUUGCCACAUUAUGGAGAACAUCAAUAAAGGCACAGCACGCCACCGUGCCUUCAGCGUCUUCCUUUUCGACUCUCAGCAUCGCCUGUUGCUCCAGCAACGUGCAGCGUGCAAGGUGACGUUCCCCCUGGUUUGGACCAACACGUGCUGCAGCCACCCGCUGUACCGUCCAGAGGAGAUGGAGGAGGCGAACGCGCAGGGAGUGCGAGUGGCGGCGCGGCGCAAGCUGGAAGACGAACUGGGGAUCGACCCGGACACGGUGGAUGUCUCGGCCUUCACGUGCCUGGGCCGCAUGCACUACAAGGCCCCUUCUGACGGGAAAUGGGGCGAGCAUGAGAUUGACUACCUCCUAGUACUCAAGGCUGACUUGAAGGCCACUCCAAACCCUAACGAGGUGGCUGCUGUAAGGUUCGUCGAUCGAGAGGAGUUGAAGGAGCUGGUGCGCAAGGCUGACAAUAAGGAGGAUGGAGUGGUGCUGUCGCCAUGGUUCCGUCUUGUAGUGGACCGGUUCCUGCCUGCCUGGUGGGACCAUCUAGAUGCGGGCACACUUGAGGAGGUGGUUGAUAUGGAGAAGAUCCAUCACUUGUAA